Metschnikowia bicuspidata var. bicuspidata NRRL YB-4993 is the source of this 1056-nucleotide messenger RNA. RefSeq names its product MDR family NADP-dependent oxidoreductase. The record is from RefSeq and is a predicted model, not a curated record. Bases 1 to 1056 code for a protein of 351 amino acids. The transcript has a single exon. Lineage: Eukaryota; Fungi; Ascomycota; Pichiomycetes; Serinales; Metschnikowiaceae. Gene Ontology annotation, molecular function: oxidoreductase activity, acting on the CH-CH group of donors, NAD or NADP as acceptor.
AUGGUCUCUCAAAUUAUUCUCCAAACUCCUCCUGCCGAAGAGAUGAACUUGUCUUGGGGCCAGAAGGACUCGACCUUCAAGUUAGUCAAUACUGAGCUUCCAGCUGUCCAAGAGGGUGAGUUGAGAGUUAGAGUAUUGUAUUUUUCGAAUGACCCCACUCAAAGAUUAUGGAUUUCUGCCGGCCAAGACCCCAAGAGACAGUACAUGCCUCCAGUUUAUAAGGGUGAAGCCAUCAGAACUUUGGGUUUGGGUGAGGUACUCGAGUCGAGGUCUGCUGAAUAUGCAACGGGCGAUGUUAUCACUGGUGUGUUUCACUGGGGUGACGAGCUUAUUAUUCCGGAGGGUAGUGUCAGUGCAAAAGUGGACAAGUCACUUCCUUAUGAAUGGUACUUAUCUGCUAUUGGUCUCACGGGUUUGACUGCAUACUUUGGUUUGCAAAAGAUUGGUCAGUUUAAAGAAGGCCAGUCUGUUCUUGUCUCUGCUGCUUCUGGUGCCACAGGCUCUAUGGUGGUUCAGCUCGCCAAACACCUUUUCAAGGCAUCCAAGGUUGUUGGUAUUGCCGGCUCUGAUGAGAAAUGCAAAUGGGUUGAGUCUUUGGGUGCUGAUCUCUGUGUCAACUACAGAGACAUAGAGUACAAGAAAAAGAUUGAUGAAUUUAUGGGCGACGAAAACUUCGAUGUCUAUUUCGACAAUGUUGGUGGGGAUAUGUUGGAUUAUGCAUUGACUCGCACCAAAAGAUAUGGUCGUAUCAUUGCUUGUGGUGCUAUUUCCGGGUACAAUGAUAAAUCAAAGAUGAGUGUUACUUCCUGGGGUGAAAUCACUAGCAACCGUUUGACUGUACAAGGUUUUAUUGCCUUUGACUUCUUCUCUGACUUCCCUGAAGCUAUCAAAGAAAUCGUUGCCGUCAUCAAGAGUGGAAAGGUGAAAGUGGACGAAGGUGUUCACAUCGAAGAUGUUUCCAAGUUUGAAAAUCCUUUCGAGAAAAUUCCUGAGGUAUGGAACAAGUUGUUCACAGAGGAAAAGACAAGAGGAAAGUUAUUGACUAAGUUGGUCUAG